This is a messenger RNA of Ostreobium quekettii, 2850 nucleotides long. NCBI's taxonomy places the organism in Eukaryota, Viridiplantae, Chlorophyta, Ulvophyceae, Bryopsidales, Ostreobiaceae. The record is from the annotation of a GenBank genome assembly.
GGCUGGCUGGUGGGGGCCAUUGGGUCUUUCCUUGAGGAGCUGCUGUCCAGCUCAGAUCCCGCCGUGGUGCUGGAAGCUGGCAGGACACUGCUGGAGGUUGGCCACUGGUGCUUCACAAUGCCUGUCAACUAUGGCAGUGGCCAGAUAUCGGCCAGUGGAUGGGUCGCCAAGGCCAGCUCUGCCCUGCUGUCCCUGUGGGACAAGCAGAACGCCCUCCCUGCAAGGCCAGACAUCAUCGUCGCCGUCACCAAGCACCUUUGCGACUUUGAGGCACCCUUUCUUGGAGCAAGGUCUCAGGGCGUGCUCGCCCUCAUCCCCCAGCUGCAGAAUGCGGAUGACAGAGUCAGGGCGCUGGCCCAGGUGUGGCACGCGGUGCUGGUGACGGAGUUGAGAAUUCGCAGUGAGAGGCGGGCGCGGGGCGACUCUGCAGGCCAGCUCAUCCUGCAGCCUGUGCUAGAGGGGGGCUUUGUCAGCAGCAUUGUGUCUGGCACCAGGAACCCAAGAAUUGAACCAGCUCUGGCCGCUAUGAUAUCCAGAGCACAGUACCCGGCCUUCAAGGAAGAGCUUGUGUGCAGCUUGCUGCAGUCGCUGAUGCAGCUCAUGAGCGUGGACGAAGUCCAGGAGGCAUUCGCGGAGGCCGAUCCAGCAGUUUCUCAGUCAAGCAGUGCGGCUGCCCUGAAGUCCGCGAUCAAGGCUGAUCGUCAGUGGCAGGCUGUCGACUGGAUGGCCGCCACAGUUGUUGCACUUCAUGAAAUGCAGGCGUGCCUUGGCUGGGAACCUGAGGUUGUGGAGUUCCAGCUGGGAAUGACGCUGCCGUCCGACCUGUGGCUGCAGCUGCUGCAGGCUGUGGGCCACACCCUGCACCUGAUCCUCCAGUACUUUGGCACAACGGGGGUCAUACGCGUGAGGAAGGAGGGUGGCAAGAAAAACCUCAGCGAUGCCAACUCUGUCAGCCUGCUGAAGACAGCUGCUGCGGAAGGGGCAGAGAUCCAAAAGAUGAUGAGAAGGAUGCUUACCUACUGGGGAUUUCUCAACCCUGCUUUGCAACCUCGAGUCCUUUGGAUCGUUACCCGGCACCUUGAGAUGCCUGCAGAGUCUGGCCAGAUGUGGGGGCAAAUGUUCAUGGCACUCAAUGAUGUCCUGCUGGUGCGGCCGUCGGAAGCCCGGAAAAAGGAAAUCAGAGACAGGGCAGCAGCUGCAGCGGAGGGGAGGAUGGCCCAGAUGCAGUCCAAGGGAUCUGGUCCCUCCACACCUCGAAGCAGCCGGCAGCCACUGGCGAUGCCACCUUCGCUAGACCACGCUGAGGUUGCCCUUGAGGGGCUGGUGGUGGGCAUGGCGUGCCUGCGCUACCAAGCGGACCUGCUGGCCCAGCACGCCAAGACUGCGCUGCCACCCAAGACGCUGGCUGGUGUGCGUCAUGUGGCACACAACCUUGAGCAGAUCUGCUCCAAACUGCAGGACAAGGAGCACUGCAGCGUGGACAUAAGGGAAAUGUGCAGCAGCAGCCUGCAGGUCCUGGCCAAGGCCUCUGAAGUGCAAGGUUCUGAACCUGAUGCGGACGGUGAGCCGAUGGAUAGGGGCGCGAGCACUGGGACAUCGACUCCCAAUGAGAGCGACCCAAAUCAGCCCAUGGCUUCCCCAAGGCCGGAAGCUGGUAUUCUUGACAGACCACCUGGCCAGUGCAUUCUGGAAGGCUAUCCAUUCGGAGCCCCCAAAUCACAGGCUACCCGGCACGCCAAGCGCGCUCGUAGGCAUCGAGCGCUGGCCUCCUGCGUACAAGAGGCUGUGAGGGGAGCCUUCAGCCAUGGCAGUGCCAGGCCCGUUGGAGACGAUCCACCACCUGUGGUGGGCCAGUCGAGUCCCGAUGAGCUGGCUGCUGCUGUGGGGGGACUGGGCCUCAAGGUGGAGGACAGUCGGGCUGGUCAUGCUCACGAACUCACAGGCCCUGGGGACCCCGUGCGCCUGACGGCUGAGCACAGGGUGAACUGCGGGGCAAGGUCGGUGACCAUCACACUCAUCACAGAAAACCAACUGAGUGUCACCCUUGAAGGCGUCCAGCUUGGAAUUGCUGUCGAAGGACCUGCGUCUGCACCAGAGGAGCGGAACCUGAACACAUCGUGGAACAUCCCCCCGCACGAGUCGAGGAUGCACCAUGUUGAGCUCAGCUUGUUCGGCUUUGGCCGUGUGGAGCUUCAACUGAAGGUCGACCUGCUGGCCAGUGGCUCCCCGGUGCUGUCAUGCUCCCCGCACAUAGUUUCACUCGUGGACUUCUUGAUGCCACUGGAGGAGCCAACGUCACCAGGCGAUUUCUAUCGAGAGGUGGAUGUGCUGCCUUCUUCUGCACAUUUUUCAGGUGUGUGCCGGUGGCCUGGCUCAGAAGGCGGCCUCAAGCUCCUGUCUGCCCUGGAGACCAAGCCCCUGAGCAGGGUCCUACCCCAACAGCUGAUGUCCAUGGGCAUCAUCAAUGCCGCCUACGUGGCAAACACCACCCUAGGGGACCGGGUUGCCAUCAUGAUAUCAGGGCAGCUUCUGGACAUGUGGACGCUGGGGCUUGCCCAAAGGGCGGCACACAGCGGGCCAGGGGCGGGAUACCACUUUGUGUGCAGGAUCACGGUCGCCUCCAGCAGCGAGAAGGUGAUUGCUGCCAUCAUGGAGUCCCCGAGCGACUUCCUGGCGGACGUCUCCGACGGCGGCCUGGCGCUGGGGCUCAAUCCAGGGGGCGGCCCGCCACCGCCCUCCACCCCCAUCCAGGGCUGCCUCCUCCCUGACAGGCCCCUGGGCCCAGACCACCAGGACGGCAUGGAUCUGCAGUCUGUCGUGUUCAAUGAGUGGCUGCGGUUACGUUCAUAG